Molecule: messenger RNA, 1880 nt
Organism: Bactrocera oleae (olive fruit fly)
Lineage: Eukaryota; Metazoa; Arthropoda; Insecta; Diptera; Tephritidae
Source: RefSeq, a predicted model, not a curated record
UUUAAUAUUGUUAUUGCCAAGGCAAAGUAUUUUCGUAAAUUUGUAUUUAUUAUACAAAAAAAUUUAAUAAUUUAAUUAACAAGACAAAAUUUCAAACCUCUCAAUUUCAUUUGCUGUGCAUUUCAACUGUCAAAAUAUUACUUUCCAUUUGACAAAACACAAUGUAAAAUUUGUUACACCAUAGAAAAUUGGUUCACCCCAACUCAAAACUGGGAAAAAAGUUAUCGUUUGGCACAUACCCUAACAGAAAAAUAUUUGCAGUUAAAAAUUUCAGGGAUUUCAAGUGUUUGGUGUUUUGAAUUGAAAAGUCGAUAAUUAAUCCUAUUGGAUUCGAUAAUUUAUUCUCAUAUCUUAUAACAUGGUUUAGACAGUUUUUUGAUUUUGUAGUAACUGCUUAAAAGGAUAAAGCUACCCUCAAAAUGAGCACUCAGCGUGGUAAUGCAACAAGGACACGAUCUCAGAAGCAUAAAAAUCGAAUAGUUUUCAAAAACGACCUACACGAUAAAACAAAUCUCCAAAAGAAAAUAAAUUCUUUACACGUCUCCGAGGUUUGUCAACAUUGCAAGGAUGUCAUAGAAUGGAAAAUUAAGUAUAAAAAGUAUAAACCUCUUACUCAACCGAAAAAGUGUAGUCGUUGUGAGCAGAAGAAUAUUACCAAGGCGUACCAUGUGCUUUGUCGACACUGUGCUCUAGAUGCACAUGUAUGCGCUAAAUGUCUGAAGAGUGAAGAGCAAGUUGUUAUAGAACCGCCACAACCAACAACGGAAGAAGAAGUCAAAUUGAAAGUGGAAAUGGAUCGACUUAUAAAAUCUCUACCUGAACGAAAACGAAGAGCUUUCAUUCGGUACAUGGAUAAGGGUAAAAAACAAGAAGAUAUGGAGAAGGUUGUUUCUGGUGAAGGAAUUGAAAGUGACACACAGUUUACGAAAGAAUUGGAUGAUACAAUACAUUUACCACAUACUAGAGAAGAACUACUUCAAAAAAUUGAGUUUCUCAAGUUGAAUAAUGAAGACGAGUAUAUAAUUUCCAAUGCGGAUGCUGAUACCGAUGAUGAAAGUCCUAUAUAGUUAAAAUUUGUAUUGCUCUAUUGGAUCCUGAAUUAAAAAUUUCACAUAUUUACACAGAGCCUCGGUCGAUUUUAAAUACAAUUCCAGGAUUUCUGGGAUAAAAUAGGUAUGAGAGCAUAGAAGAUGUUCCCCGGAUAAAGAUAUUUGCAUUUAAAGCUGAAAAUAUCAACUAUUUAAUUUAAUUUUACAUAUAUAUUUUUAAUUUGUAUAUCCACUAACACUUUACUUAUUCGUUUGUACACACAAGUAUUUCACAUUCCAUAAGGUAACACUGACUAUUUGUCAGUGUGCAACCGUUUUGUUAUUGUGUGAAUAAAUAGAAUUGAACAAAAAGUUAAAUAUUUAAUUACAACUAUUUUUGCACUAUAUAUAUGAAAUAAAUGUGUACAAACGAAUUAGUGAAUUGAUAGUGGAUAUAAAAAGGAAAAAUAUAAAUUUAAAAUUCAUUUUAAAUCUAAAAUAUACGCACAAUAAAUAGUUUUCAACUUUAAACGCAAAUAUAUCGAUCUGAAGAACAUCAUUUAUCCGCUCAAACCUAUGUUCUGUCCGAAAUCCUAGGAUGAUUUUCUACAGUUUUCCCCGGAGCCUAAAUAUGUAUAUUGAAAAAAUAUUUAUUAUUAUUGUGCAUUACGCUAUAAGAUAAUUAAUAAUAAAUAUUAUAAAUUUUUAGUGAGCACCAUUUAAAAGAUAAAUUUUUAAUGAUAGGUAAAUUCUCAUACGCAUACGUGAAAAAUCUUACCUCUGUUGAACUGCAUACAUGUAUUUUUUAGCAGCUAAAAUAAUAUGAAAUAAAAGGAAUAGCGUGGAAACUAA